UAUAAAUCAAAAAGAAAGUUGAAAAAUAAAUAUAACAGGCAAUGUUCUUCCGCUGAAACUAAAACAACCAAUAGAUCAUUUUCGGCAAUGGACGCGGUAAGUAGAUCAAAUCUUGCAGCCGUUUUAAGAAUACAAACUGCAAGACGAAAAAUGGAACUGGAAAUGUGUAAAAAACUGGAAGAGGUUAAACUUCGCGAUGAAGCGCGAUGGAAAGAAAAAGUGAUGAGGAAAAAACCGGUUUGGCAAGAGCUCCAAUACAGUCAUGAAGAAGAUUUAGCGAUGCGUCUCCAAUUAAGGAGAGACGAAGAAAAACUUAGAAACGAAGAACACAAACAUAGGAUGCAAAUAAUGCUUGGACGGGUUAAGCAGCAACCUACUUUAUUCGAAAGACAAUCAAAGCUUAGGAACUCGAAAACUAGAGAAGAAUUGCUGGCAAAUUUGUAUAAAGAUUUGAGAAAUUAUUCUUCAAAUUCCAGUGAUGUUUCUGAUAGAAAGUGUAUUAAAACUAAGGAUGAAGCUAUUCAAGCUCAUUUUGAAGAUUUUUUCGAUAAGGAGGGGGAAGGUGCAAUUUUAAAAAAGAGUAGUUCUAGAAAAAAAAUUGAUGAAUGUUUAUGUCAAUGUGAAAAUUAA
Onthophagus taurus is the source of this 630-nucleotide messenger RNA. The record is from RefSeq and is a predicted model, not a curated record. NCBI's taxonomy places the organism in Eukaryota, Metazoa, Arthropoda, Insecta, Coleoptera, Scarabaeidae.